GGGAAACGCAGUUAGUUCUCUAGUUCAUCUCGUCUCCCAGUGACAGGUCAAAACACGUAAAUUCCUGCAAUCCGCGCCACCUUGCAGCGGCCCGGCUACCUCCAUCCGUCCCUCUCGGCUACCGAUCGCUCACGCAUGUAUUUACACUCUGAGGUGGUCGCCAGAUCCAGAAUCAGAAACAGAGAACAAGCAAAGCAUUAAAUUACAGAGGUCAACGCCCCGCGAGCCAGCCAUGGACCAACCUCACCCCGCGCCGUACGAUCAGCUGUCGCCCCCCUCCUCAGUGGCCGACCAGAUCUGGGACAUGGCCCUCACAGACCCCGACUAUGCCUCCCACAUCCUCGACACCGAAAAUGCCGCCGCUCCCUUGCCGGUCCGACUCACUCGAUUAGCCCACAUGGCCUCGCAGCUGGACCCCUUGUCCAAGAUCGACGCCGGCACUCUCCACCACUGUCUCGACACCCUGGAAUCCCUGCUGGACCCGCGUCCAGGAUUGUCACAGGAGGUCGCCCGGUGCCGCCCUCACUCUCUUUCCCGAUCCACCAACUCCGUCGCUUCCUUUUCCACAACCGACUCCCAGGAAUCGGAGGACUCCCUCCCGGCGCCACAAGAGGUGUCCCACCCUCAACUCAAGGAUAUCCUGGGGGAGGUGACCGCACUCAAGGUGGAAUUUGAUCGGCGUCGCGAGGAGUCGGCAGAUAUCUAUGACUUGCUCAGGCGGGAACGUCAGGCACUGACACGGAGGAUGUCGGAGCUAGAAAACGAGAUUCAGGAAUUGCAAAUGGAUAUUCUUGAGGACUCGGCAGAGCGGGAAGCCAUCGAAGGCACGAUACAUGGACUCGAGAGCUGGGUGGACGAAUGGCAUAGACAGCGCUUGGCGACUGCGGUGGCCAGGAAACCGGGUGCCACUUCCCGGCGAAAUGGUCAACGACGAUGGUCCAAGUGUAGGAUGGAUGAUGUGGAUCAUGACGGCGAAGCACUCUUCGAGGGCCUCACCGCAUGGAUGCGAGGAUGGAAGGAUGUCGAGGAAGGCUUUCGUAUCAGAGAGAGGGACCGCGGCCUGAGAAGAGAAGAAAGACAGAAGGCACGGGCGGAUAUAUAUAAAGGGCACUGCCCAGUAGAAUUGGGACAUUGAUCAAUGAGGCCGAGGCUGUGGAUUGAGGAUUCCAGGCAUGAGGGCAUACCACAUCGGCAUAAUAGUUGCUAAUGUAGUAACGUGCUGGAAAAUUGCUGAGAACUGGUGCGACUCUCAACCGAUCAUGUGCCUUUGAAAUCACCGA
Messenger RNA from Aspergillus heteromorphus CBS 117.55, 1280 nucleotides. RefSeq lists its product as uncharacterized. The record is from RefSeq and is a predicted model, not a curated record. The coding region runs from base 233 to 1135 and encodes 300 amino acids. The transcript has 2 exons. NCBI's taxonomy places the organism in Eukaryota, Fungi, Ascomycota, Eurotiomycetes, Eurotiales, Aspergillaceae.